CAUCCCAUUGAUCCCAACAUUGAAUCAAAAAUUCCUCUGUUCAACUGUUACUUUCUUAAUAAUUCCGAAUGUUCAGGAAAGCAGAGAGCUUUUGUCGUAUCUUCUUACAGAAAUCACAACAAUUGCAGAGACAGAGAAAAGAAAUGUUGGGUUUGAUCCCAAUUUCAUCACCAGACAGUCUAAAGAAAGUACUUGAAACACUGUCCGGAAAAUGGGGAGAUGUAGUUGAAGAUCUUGAGUGUCUUCAAGUGAAACCCAUGAAAGGUGCAAUGACUAACGAAGUUUUUAUGGUGACGUGGCCAACAAAGGAUAAUGAUUUUCAUCAUAGGAAGCUUCUUGUUCGUGUUUAUGGAGAAGGAGUUGGUGAUCUGUUGUUCAAUAGGAAAGAUGAGAUUCGUACGUUCGAGGUUGUCUCUCGUUAUGGUUACGGUCCUAAGCUUCUUGGCCGGUUUGCUGGCGGUAGAAUCGAGGAGUUUAUUAAUGCCCGGACUUUAUCGGCGGUGGAUCUACGUGACACGGAAGUAUCUGCUCGUGUUGCGGCUAAGCUAAGAGAGUUUCAUGGUAUAAACAUCCCUGGUGAUAGAAAUGUGCUCAUUUGGGAUAGGAUGAGGAAUUGGCUUAGACAAGCCAAGAGUCUGUGUACACCUGAAGAUUUAGAAGAGUUUGGUCUAGACAAGAUUGAAGCUGAGAUAAACUUGCUGGAACAUGAGCUGCACAAUGAGAAUCAUCAGCAAGAGAUUGGGUUUUGUCACAAUGAUUUGCAGUAUGGCAACAUUAUGAUUGAUGAAGACACCAAUGCUAUUACUAUCAUUGACUACGAGUACGCUAGUUAUAACCCGGUUGCAUACGACAUUGCAAAUCACUUCUGCGAAAUGGCAGCAAAUUACCAUUCUGAAACUCCCCAUAUAUUGGACUACACACUAUACCCAGGAGAAGAGGAACGAAGGAGAUUCAUCCAUAACUAUCUCAGCUCUUCAGGCGAGGAACCAAAGGAAGAAGACAUAAAACAGCUCUUGGAUGAUGUUGAGAAGUACACAUUAGCAAGCCAUCUCUUAUGGGGCUUAUGGGGAAUCAUCUCUGGAUAUGUAAACAAGAUCGAGUUCGAUUACGCCGAGUACUCAAGACAGAGAUUCAAACAAUACUGGCUUCGAAAACCCGAGCUCUCAAAUGUAUGUUUCAAACACCAAAUGAUGUAAUACAAAGUUGUAACCAAUUCUACUUGAUUCCAAAGUCUAAAAUGUUUCCAAGUUCCAACAAAUUAUCCAUACAACA
Messenger RNA from Arabidopsis arenosa, 1272 nucleotides. NCBI's taxonomy places the organism in Eukaryota, Viridiplantae, Streptophyta, Magnoliopsida, Brassicales, Brassicaceae. The record is from the annotation of a GenBank genome assembly.